AAGGGGCGGGUAUAAGAAGAAGCGCCGCGCAGUCGCCAUGGUCGCGGCUCGCGUUCCGCUUUGGGCAGUCUGCGUACUACGAAUGACGCUGGCCACCGUCUACUUCCAGGAGGAGUUUCUAGACGGAGAGCGCUGGAGGAACCGAUGGGUGCAGUCCGCCAAUGACUCCCAAUUUGGGCAUUUUAGACUCUCGUCGGGGAAAUUUUAUGGUCAUAAAGAGAAAGACAAAGGUCUGCAAACCACUCAAAAUGGCCGAUUCUACGCCAUCUCUGCACGGUUCAAACCCUUUAGCAAUAAAGGGAAGACUCUGGUCAUUCAGUACACAGUGAAACACGAGCAGAAGAUGGACUGCGGAGGAGGCUACAUAAAGGUCUUCCCUGCAGACAUAGAUCAGAAGAACCUGAAUGGAAAAUCCCAGUACUAUAUUAUGUUUGGACCCGAUAUUUGUGGAUUUGAUAUCAAGAAAGUUCAUGUUAUCUUACAUUUCAAGAAUCAGUAUCACUCAAACAAGAAAUCAAUCAGAUGUAAGGUUGAUGGCUUUACACACCUCUACACUCUGAUUUUACGACCAGAUCUCACUUACGAAGUGAAAAUUGAUAGUCAGUCAAUUGAAGCCGGCAGCAUAGAAUAUGACUGGAACCUCACAUCACUUAAGAAAAUGGAGAAGUCUUCAGCAGAGUCCAAGGAUUGGGCCCAGGCUAAAGAUGACAAAUCCCAGGACUGGGAGAAGCAUUUUCUGGAUGCCAGUGCCAGCAAGCCAAGUGACUGGAACAGUGAACUGGAUGGGGACUGGCAGGCACCGAUGCUGCAGAAGCCUCCAUACCAGGAUGGCCUGAAACCAGAGGGUAUUGAUAAAGACGUUUGGCUCCAUCAGAAGAUGAAAAACACCAACUAUUUGACGGAAUAUGACCUCUCAGAAUUUGAGAACAUUGGUGCCAUUGGACUGGAGCUGUGGCAGGUAAGAUCCGGAACCAUCUUUGAUAACUUCCUGAUCACAGAUGAUGAAGAGUAUGCUGAGAAUUUUGGCAAGGCCACCUGGGGUGAAACCAAGGGCCCAGAAAGGGAGAUGGACGCCAUACAGGCCAAAGAAGAAGUGAAGAAGGCCCGUGAGGAAGAUGAGGAGGAGAUGCUGAUGGACAAGUUUAAUGGGCAAGAAAGUAACUUCCGGAGAUUUCACAGGAGGGACGAAUUUUAGUCAUCCCACCCCAGAUAAAGAUGCCUGGUAAAACCUUGUUUCUACUUUAAUCUA
This is a messenger RNA of Ceratotherium simum simum (southern white rhinoceros), 1249 nucleotides long. It is a transcript of the gene CALR3, whose product is annotated as calreticulin 3. Gene Ontology annotation, biological process: protein folding; ERAD pathway. Lineage: Eukaryota; Metazoa; Chordata; Mammalia; Perissodactyla; Rhinocerotidae. Gene Ontology annotation, molecular function: calcium ion binding. Gene Ontology annotation, cellular component: endoplasmic reticulum membrane; endoplasmic reticulum. The record is from RefSeq and is a predicted model, not a curated record.